GGAGUAGUCGUCCAAUGAAUGAGUAGUUUUGAGUGACAAUGAAUGACGUGAUGGGAAACACGUGUCGUAUAACUCAGGCCUAACUCUACACUCAUUUCAAUCGAGUUGUGAAUUGUGUUGUAUUUUAGACACACUUUCACUCAUUUUUGCCCUUAAUUUACGUCAAAAACAAUACAAUUAAAGUGGUAAGGGAUGGCCGACACUGAAGGCAAAGACAAAGGAAAUUUGGACGACUUCUUCGCCAAAAAGGACCAGAAGAAGAACAAGAAUAAGAAGAAGUCUGUUCUCACCUCUAAUGAAGAGUUGGCCAAAAAGUUAGAGGAGACGGGAAAACGUGGCGCCCGUCGGGUCAAAGACAAGACCAAUAUGAGUGCUCUCAGUAAUAAUGGCUCGGAUCAGGAGAGCGAGGAGUGGAACGAAGCGCCCGAUGAGAAGGAAAAGGACUAUUCGGGUCUUCGGAUACAAACGCUUAACAUUAAAGACAAAGAGGAAGAGUUUAGAGAACAACAGCUGUUAGAUAUAGAGGAGGAAAAGCAGAACAAUGUGGUGUCGGGUCCGUGGAAGGGGAAGGUGUCGGGCGGUGACGGGGACUCGGAGUCCGAGAAGGGUGCCAAUGAUGAGGACAAGCCAGUGGUUCCGCCGCCCACUCCGGCAGCACCGGCGGCGCCGAGCGGUAAAUAUGUUCCGCCCGGAGCGAGAAAUCUGCCGCAAACCACAACCGGCGGCGGUUUGGCCCCAAUGCGAAGGGGGCCGAAAUCAGGUGCGCCUAAGAUUCAAGACAUCGUUGAGUUCCCAUCGCUCGGUGCUAUGGAUUCGAGUGAAGACAAAGGCUUUCAAACCGUGAGAACCGGAAACACAAGACCAGAAUUGGGUGAUAAACGAGCAAAUGUUACGUUAGAUAAUAAAUACGGUUUACUUACAAAUACGUCUAAAGAGCUUCAAAAUACUGAUUAAAUGUAUAUUUUAUUUAAUAUAAUUUUAGUAUAAUUUUUUUGCUAAUGAUAUAAAAAUAUACUUUUCAUUAAUAAUACUUUACAACAAUUUAAUGUUACAUUCAAUGCAUGGAUC
Molecule: messenger RNA, 1068 nt
Organism: Medioppia subpectinata
Lineage: Eukaryota; Metazoa; Arthropoda; Arachnida; Sarcoptiformes; Oppiidae
Source: the annotation of a GenBank genome assembly